Messenger RNA from Quercus robur (English oak), 1707 nucleotides. RefSeq names its product MDIS1-interacting receptor like kinase 2-like. Lineage: Eukaryota; Viridiplantae; Streptophyta; Magnoliopsida; Fagales; Fagaceae. Gene Ontology annotation, molecular function: protein binding. The record is from RefSeq and is a predicted model, not a curated record. The transcript has 3 exons. The coding region runs from base 1 to 1707 and encodes 568 amino acids.
AUGGAUCUUGGUCUGAACAAACUUUCUGGUUCCCUUCCUCAAGAACUUGGAAAUCUAACCUCUCUUAGGGGACUCUUUUUGGAUGGUAACAUCCUCACGUGCAUGAUACCUAUAUCUAUAGGAAACUUGGGCAACUUAACCAGUUUAUAUCUCAGUGAUAACAAGCUUUCUGGAUCCAUUUGUAAUGAAAUUGGGAUGCUUAAAUCUCUUACUCGGCUUGCUCUGCAAGACAACAAUCUCUCAGGUUCAAUUCCUACUUCUAUAGGAAAUUUAGGCAACCUGAGUGCUCUCUUCCUCAAUGACAAUAAACUUUCUGGACCCAUACCUCAAGAAAUUGGCAAGUUGGGAUCUCUUUUUCAGUUGGGCCUGUAUACUAACAAUCUUUCUGGUCCGAUUCCUACUUCUAUAGGAAACCUGACCAACUUGUAUCUGCUAUCCCUUGCUGAAAACAAUCUUUGGGGAUCUAUCCCAUCCUCUCUUGGGAACAUGAAGAAUCUCAAAACCUUGGAACUUUUUAUGAAUAAGUUAUCAGGCAAUAUCCCACUAGAAAUAGGAAAGCUCAAACUUCUUACCGCUUUAGAGUUGUUUACGAAUGAGCUUAAUGGCUCCAUCUCAUUCGAAUUUAAUAAUCUUACAAACCUGAAGUAUUUGGGAUUGGAGGAAAACAUGUUGACUGGUUAUCUUCCACGAAAUGUUUGUAAUGGUGGGUCCCUUCAAAACUUCACAGCAUUUGACAAUAAUUUCGUAGGUUCCAUUCCAAUAAGUUUGAGAAAUUACACUAGCUUAGUACGAGUAAGGCUUGAGAGGAACCAGUUAAGAGGAAAUUUAUCAGAAGACUUUGGCAUAUACCCAAAUUUGAUGUAUAUCGAUUUGAGUUAUAACCAUUUCUAUGGGGAACUUUCUCAAAAGUGGGGGCAGUGCCAAAGUCUGCAAAGCUUAAAAAUCUCCAAUAAUAGAAUUUCUGGUGUAAUACCUCUUGAGCUUGGAAGAUCCACUGAGAUACACAUACUUGAUCUCUCGUUCAAUCAUCUAGUUGGGCAGAUUCCAAAGGAAUUAGGAAAGUUGACAUCAUUGUUUCUCCUUCAUUUGGGUGAUAAUCAACUUUCUGGUAGUAUUCCAUCAGAAAUUGGGAUGCUAUCCAAUCUGCAAUUUCUUAUUCUUUCAUCCAACAAUUUAACAGGAUCAUUUCCCAAACAAAUAUUGGAGUCCACUUUUGGUGAAAUGUCAAGCUUGACCAAUGUUGAUAUAUCAUACAAUUGCUUGGAAGGUCCUCUACCCAACAAUAAGGCCUUUAGCGAGGCUCCAUUUGAAGCAUUAAGAAAUAAUAAAGAGCUUGCAUAUACAAUGGAAGUGAAUGAAAAAUGUGAUGUUUAUAGAUUAGGAGUGUUAACAUUGGAAGUGAUCAUGGGAAAUCAUCCAGGAGACCUCAUUUCAUUUCUCUCAUCAUCAUUUUCAUCAUCAGCAACAACUUCAACCACCCAUGAUAUACAAUUGAAGGACAUUUUAGAUCAAUGCCUCAAAUCUCCUAGAAAUCAAGUCGCAUUCAAAGUGGUCUUGAUUGCAAAGCUUGCAUUGGCAUGCUUGGCAACCAAUCCAAAAUCUAGGCCAACCAUGCAAGAGGUUUCCAAGAAGCUAUCUAUUGAAAAAGCACCUACACUGGAGGUGGUCGACAUGCUUACCUUCAGUUUACGAUUGAACAAUGCUUGA